AAUAAACAAAAUUUGUUUGUGGUGUGAGGUGCGUGUUUCCUUAUCAGUUUGCAGGAAAAAUUCUAAAAACCAUGAGAACUAUCGAAAUAAAUUGUGAUUUCUGCUUCAACGGAGAGAAAAAUGGACAGCUGAUGUUCAUCAACGAUGUGCCAUAUGCCGUACGCAGCAUGAUUGAAAAACUCUUUUGGUUUUCGUCUGAGGAACUCGUCAACUUGCACAUUUGUCCCGGAUGCCAAGAUAAGCUGUUGGACUUUUUCGAGUUUUAUAGCCAAGUUGAGGGAGUCUACAAACAGCGGCUGGAAAAAGAUAGGGACGAAGAAAAACCCACUUACACGAAUGACGAGGCUACCGUAGAAGGAACUGAAGAUGAGAUUGAAAUAAAGCUAGAACCGCUAUCCGAGCAGUAUUCUGACGAGGAUGAUGCUAGAAAGCAAGACAACAAGGAACCUAUUCCGUGUACUAUAUGCGGUCAGUUGGUGAAAAACCAAAUCACCUUGGAUAUACACAUGAGAGGACACACCGAAGCAUCGAUCACGAUAACGUGCAAAAUCUGUGGAAAACAAUCACCGAAUGCUCGCGCCCUGAGAAAGCAUAUUAAAGAGGCACACAUAAUAAGACACGCCCAUCCGUGUACCAUGUGUAGGAAAAGUUUCAAGACACGACAUGCUUUAAAGGAUCACAUGGCCAUCCAUACGGGUGAGAUGCUGUACAAGUGUGAGUUCUGCGACGAACAAUUUUAUAAUUCCGGAAAUCACAGUCUCCAUCGCAAAAAGAUGCACGCCCAGGAAUGGGAGGAACUUAAAAAAAGUAUGCCAAUUUCUAGAAGAGGUUGUCCUAAAAAGUGUCAAUCGCUCAUUCAAGAGGAACGCGUAAAGAAGUCCCUCCAUCCGUGUACCUUGUGUAAAAAAAAUUUCAAGUCACGGCGUGGUUUAAAGGAACACAUGUCCAUCCACACGGGUGAGAUGCUGUACAAGUGUGAGUUCUGCGACAAACAGUUUUAUAAUUCCGGAAAUCUAAGUCAGCAUCGCAGGAAUAUUCACCCCCUUGAAUAUCAGGAACAUCUUCAAAAUAAGCCGACUUCUAGAGGUCGCCCCAAAAAGUAUUAAACCAAAAUGGAUAAAUCGUA
Uranotaenia lowii is the source of this 1126-nucleotide messenger RNA. RefSeq names its product zinc finger protein 62 homolog. Gene Ontology annotation, biological process: regulation of transcription by RNA polymerase II. Gene Ontology annotation, molecular function: zinc ion binding; RNA polymerase II transcription regulatory region sequence-specific DNA binding; DNA-binding transcription factor activity, RNA polymerase II-specific. The record is from RefSeq and is a predicted model, not a curated record. Gene Ontology annotation, cellular component: nucleus. NCBI's taxonomy places the organism in Eukaryota, Metazoa, Arthropoda, Insecta, Diptera, Culicidae. The transcript has 4 exons. Bases 72 to 1106 code for a protein of 344 amino acids.